Molecule: messenger RNA, 3140 nt
Organism: Lentinula edodes (shiitake mushroom)
Lineage: Eukaryota; Fungi; Basidiomycota; Agaricomycetes; Agaricales; Omphalotaceae
Exons: 4
Coding region: 246-3023 (925 amino acids)
Biological process (GO): regulation of transcription by RNA polymerase II
Molecular function (GO): RNA polymerase II cis-regulatory region sequence-specific DNA binding; DNA-binding transcription factor activity, RNA polymerase II-specific; protein dimerization activity
Source: RefSeq, a predicted model, not a curated record
CUCGAGAAUAUUUACACGAGAGUCGUCGAUAGGAAGAGGAUAAAAGAAUUCAAAUCCUGGUCAAUGGAUGGAACUUUGUGACUUUGCCUGUGACCAUUCUCCUUCAUCUACUUGCGACGUGCAGGUGAAGAUUGCCUCAGUCAUCCUAACCGCAAGUUUUACAAAAGUCAUAUUAUAUCUGCACAUCAGAACCUUCAUCCCAAGGCCUUGCCGUUAUCCUCCUAGGGGCGAGAAUUCGACUAAUAAUGGAUUCCAUGGAUUCACUAGAGCAGGACCAUCAACUUUCUUCAUCCGCCGAUCUGUUCUUUCCAGGCGACCACCAGCACCAUAUGGGCUCUCCUACAGAUCAGGCUCAGCAAAAAGAUACACUAGACGGAGCACCAUCCGGCUCAAAUUCGCUGAAUCUCAAUCCUUCCUUUCUAAAUGAAGCAGGAGGGAACAGCAUGGGAAUGGUUAUGGCUGCUCUUCAAUCUCUCGGUAGCAAUACAAGGGCUUCGAAUCCUUCCGAUGGUGAACAGCAGCCUGCUGCCCACAAUGAGGACCCCGGAGCUGGACAGGGCCAAGGGCAGCUUAGAGAACAAAUUAUCCUGGAACAGUUCAAACUGGCGCAGCUUAAGCAGCUGCAGGAGAUCCAGCAGCAGAUUUUUCAGCAACAGAUGGCGCUACUCAAUAGCGGAACUACUUCUCUGGACAGUCAAGCUCGGGAUCAGACUCAGCGCAGAUUUCACGGUUUACCCACGCCAGGUUCAUCUACCGAAAUUCGACCAUCUCAACCUAUCCCUGUCGAGUUCGUAUCCCCGAUGCUACUCAACUUCAACGAUAUAGACUCAAGCUCUAUCAUGUCCCUCGAUUUUCCCGGCCAAAAUCCGUAUCCUCGAAACAAUGCGGCCUCCCACACUCCGGUGUUCCCUUCACGCGACCCCGUCGGGUUAGAUAUGAACGUUAGUAGCUACGCAGCAGUGCAUCCGCAAUUUGGCGCAGGAGGAAGUACAGUUACGGGCAACAAUUUUGCAUCAUCACCUCCGUUCCAUGCCACCUCGAAUACAGGCGGGGGUGGUCAUGCUCGAGCUCACGAUCACUAUAUUGCUCAUCGAGGGACUGCGUCUGCCCCUGCGCAUAUUGCCUUCGGUAACCCGUACCACUCUUCUCAAAAUGGUAUGAAUAUGCACGGUGGUAUCAACACUAUGAAUAUGUCGUCCGAGCCUUCGUCACCGUUACAUUCGGAACUAGACUUCGAUAUAUCACCACUGACGAGUCCUUGGCUCGGGGCAAAAAUGACCGGAAAUAGCAAUGGAAAUGGAAGAAUUCAGGCGUAUGGGCAUCCCCAGAACCAAAGUCAAACUCAUCGUAACCAAAAUCAAAUGCACUCCCAUCUUAACACUCACGCAGGAUUAAAACGCGCUGCAUCACCGAGUACUCCCGAUAUCGACGUUGACGUUGUAUUUAGUGGUGCUUCAGACGAAAUCGGGAGGUCACGGAAGCGACAAGCUUCGAUAUCCCUGUCACCUAAUACUAUGCGACCUUCUGCUUCCAAUUCUACUUCGUCCUCUAGGUCUUCACGUGUCUCAAGUUCUGGGUCGAGGUCCAUGAACUCGACGCCCUUAUUGAGAGGAAUCAACCCAAAUUCGAACACUAGGGCGAGAAGAGGAAGCAUAAAAUCAAAUAGUCCCAUGACUAUGGCGAUGACUGGUGGAGCUGGUAUAAGUAGCGUAACAGGCUUUUCCAGUAUGCCGAGUCCUCUGGUUGACUCUAAUUCGGGAUCAUCGUUCAGGGGGUCGAAUAUGAAUGUCAGUAACGGUGAUUGCCAUACUCAUAAUAACAGCGACGGAAUACCCGUAGGCAAUGGAGACAACUCAAAUAUUGGUUUCGGAGUUGUGGGAGACUCACCUUCGCCUGUGGAUCUUUCCCUGUCCAUGCCACCCCCUGCGGCACCUGCUUCGGCAUUCACUCCUUCAACAAGUACCAGAGGUACAACGUUACCAGAACCACUGGUUCCUGUCACCCCUGCGAGUAUCAUGAACCUUGGGAAUUCGUUCGUGGGGCUCGGUGGUGGACUAGGUAGCGUCAGUCAAAAUCAUAACUCUGGUAUAAGUGCGGGCGUUGACGGAGCCGCUUCUUCCUCCACGCCCGGUGCGUCAGGUAAUUUUCCCGCCUCGACUUCUGCAGCUGCGGGUGGUGCUGCGAAGCCCGCCACGAAAGGUGCUGGAAGAGGUGCGAAGAAUGACAAAAAUGAUCCCGGAUCAGGGACAGGGACACGAAAGUCCGGGCGUAGAGGUGGAGGUGGUGCAGCGACUGGCGACAGUACAGGCUUGAAACAUAUAUUACCUGCUACCAAUCCGUCCCCUCCGUCUUCGUCCUUACGUCCUUCCUCAAACCUGAACUCAACCUCUGUCGCCGCCACUUCAUCAACCACAACUAUCGUUCCCGUCAAGGAACGAAAGACCUCACAUAAAGCUGCUGAACAAAAACGUCGAGAUUCCUUGAAGACUACAUUCGAUGACCUUCGUGGGCUCCUUCCGCCCAUUCCACUCCCAACAGAUGGCGAUUCCAAAUCCGGAGGUACUGCAGCUGUAGAUGACGAGAUUGGUUUCAUAGCUCUCGCAAAAGCCUCGCUUCUUCCGGGGGCUCUACCUCCUAGGGGUCCGCCUAAAGUAGGGGAGGGUCCGAAUAAGGGAGUGAGCAAGUUACAACUGUUAAUUUGUGGGAAUGAAUAUAUUCGAGUGCUCAAAGGCAGAGUGGAAAGACGAGACGAGGAGGUGGAAAGGUUGAGAAGGGAAGUUAGGCGGUUAAGAUCGAAAUUGAUAGGGGGUGAAGCUGAAGAAGAUAGUGGUAGUAGUGGUGAGAAUGAGAAUGAGGGUCAGGAAGGAUGUUGUUAUAAAGAUGGGGGAAUGUUGGAUUUGGAUAGAGAUUUGGAUGCUGUGGAAGUUUUGGAGUCGAUGGGGACUUCGUCUUCUGGUCUUUCUGCGUCCAUGAAUGGGGGAGGUUAUCUCACGGGAGUUGAUGAGGAUGUAGAGGAAGACUAGUGCGCUUGGAAUCCAUAUGGACUGACGGUGGCCGUGUGGUUUCGAAAGACGUUUACCGCUCUAUAUGUGCAACGUGAGCUUGCAUUUCUUAAACCCUUCACGUUUAACGCUUAAAAU